AUGACAGGGCUCCAGGCCAACGUAUUCGCUGGCAUUGGUGUCUGCUGGGGACUAGCCACCCUCGCUCUGAUCGGCCGUGUCGUCGCUCGCCGUAUGACCAAGGUGCGGUGGUGGUAUGAAGACUACUACUGUCUAUCCGCCUUCAGCUUCGCGAGUGCCUAUAACGCACUCUGUCUCUACUGGUGUACGACUUGGUACCUCGGUCAAAUCAUCCCCGACUCGAUUGAUGAAACAAAACACGAGGAUAUCCUCUUCCACUCUAGGAAGAUGGCCUUCUUCUGCUCCCUGACAUACGCCUACUCGAUCGGGUCUUCGAAGCUGGCCAUCCUCUCGCUGUACUGGCGACUCUUCAAAUUCUCCUCAAUUCGAAUACCGAUCAUCACACUGUACACAAUAGUCGCCGUCUGGCUCGUUGUACGAACCUUCUUGAUCUUCCUCCGCUGCUCCCCGGUAGCGGCAUAUUGGGACGACUCCAUCCCUGGCGGCCACUGCAACAUCAAAGACUCGGCCUUCUUCUUCGGAACCAUGCUUCCUCAUUUUCUCCUCGACGUCAUCAUCCUCGCCUUGCCGGUGGUGGAAGUGUCUAGGCUUAGGUUGCGCAUAGGGCAGAAGAUUGCCAUUAUCGCUCUAUUUCUAGUCGGCGUUGUUGUGUGCGUCGCAUCUGUCAAUGGUUUGAUCCUGUCCAUCAGCGCGGACCCAUCUACCACUCAGAUGCCAUACGACUAUGCGAUUACCUAUACAUGGGGUGGCGUGGAGGUCAAUAUUGCCGUCGUCUCUUCAUGUUUCCCCCUCCUCCGACCGAUUUUCCGCUUCAUGUUCGGUUCCCGUGCACUCAACUCCUACGACUACAACGCCUACACUGCGAACGGGGCGAGCAAUGCCAACCAGACUUUUCCACGGACGAACGGCAUCGAGCUGAGCGCCAUGACUAAGAAGCGCAAGAAGGGCGUCGACCUGGGGAGCUCGCAAGUGGGACUCACAGACGAAGAGAAAGGCAUCCUAGGGGAUCCGACGAGUCUGAAGUCUCCUGACCGUGUGCACACGACUAUCACGAGGCCGGACCCUGAUAAUGAGUGGUUUGGUGCGAAUGAAGAGAAUGGAAUCCGAGUGCGUAAGGAUGUGAUGAUUGAGGUGCAUGAGGUCAAAAGUGCGAGGUCUUAUAGUAGUGGUCAUACAUCGCAGGCGUAA
Molecule: messenger RNA, 1188 nt
Organism: Clonostachys rhizophaga
Lineage: Eukaryota; Fungi; Ascomycota; Sordariomycetes; Hypocreales; Bionectriaceae
Source: the annotation of a GenBank genome assembly